AUGAAUCCUAAAUACACUUAUCGCAAAAAGUAAGUGACCAAUGCAGAAAAAUAACAGAUACUCAAAAUCCUAGGAAACAACCCAACAGAUAAAUAAAUUGAAUACAUUGCUCAUGAAAAUGACUUGAAAACCAGAACCAUCAAGGCAUGGCUAAAAAACAAGUAGCAAUUUUGUUCUGAAAAUAAACAUACCUCUGAUUCAGAAGACAAUCAAUACAAUAAAAAAAAGUCCAAAGAAGAUAAAGCACUUUUUGAUUAUGAGAGGCACUUUAACCAAAACUCAAACUAAUACAAUUAUGAAAUUACUAAUUCAGAUUUACUUAUGAAAAAAAAUGGCAAUCUCAAUGAUUCCAAGUAGUUAUAGAAUGGGCUGGCAUUUCCUUUAUCACAUAUCUCUGCACAAGGAGAGAAAAGUUAGUAAAGGUAAUAGGACAAAUAUGCCUUAUAAAAUUUUGAAUCAUUAGCCUUACUAUUAGAUCAAAACGAUGAAAUUCAUUAACUCAUUUCUUUAUUUUAGAAUUAAGAGAGAUAAAUUGAAAAUAUCAAAAAGGUUUAACAAGAUAUUUUGGAAUACAUGUGCUCUCAUCUAACCAAAAAACCAAAGAGGAUAUGA
Paramecium tetraurelia is the source of this 612-nucleotide messenger RNA. RefSeq lists its product as uncharacterized. The record is from RefSeq and is a predicted model, not a curated record. NCBI's taxonomy places the organism in Eukaryota, Ciliophora, Oligohymenophorea, Peniculida, Parameciidae. The transcript has a single exon.